AUUCCUUAUUGAAAUAUCAUGGGCAACGAAACUAAACUUUGAACAUAAAAUUUGUGGCCCAUUCUCAGUUCUGGUGUCGUAUAUAACUGAAUUCCAUGGUUCUACACAUCGUCCAAGAAUUUUAAUGGUUGCCGGGAUUAUGUAUGCCACAGCAUCCAUAUUAUUACCAUUGUUGGCGUUAUUAAUUCUACCAAAUGAAUGGAACUUUACAAUAUGGAAUAUGAAAUUCACAUCAUGGAAAGUAUAUCUUGCAGUAUGUGGCACCCCUUGCAUUGUGGGUGGUCUUCUGCUCACAUUAUUUCCUGAAACUCCGCGAUUUUUAAUGACCAAAGGAAGAAACUAUGAAGCCUUAGAAGUAUUUAAGACAAUGUAUUAUAUUAAUACUAGGCAGCCGAGAGACACCUUUCCCAUCAAGGAACUCAUAAAUGAUGCCAACUGCCAGCUUAACAACACAAAGCCAUCAAAUGAUUUACAAACCGCGGAAUCAAAAGUAAAUCAUAAGUUUGAUAUAGAAUCACAAUCGCCACAAUCCAGUCCUCUGAGAGAUAUAUUUUCGAAGCAAUAUUUUUGGCUAACCAUUCGAAUCUUUUUAUUGAACUUUUGCAUUUUGUUGGGACAAAACACCAUGCGUCUUUGGUUACCUCAACUGUUUGCAUCUCUCAAUGAAUAUGAACAAACUUCAACAGAGAAGACCAGUAUGUGUACGAUCCUGGAGUACAGCGUAAACAAAACAGAUUCGUUGAUAAAUUUCAAUGAGGAAUGUAUUGUGGUAAUAACUCCUGCAACAUAUUCGAAUAAUAUUGUGGUGGCAGCUAUAAUAAUUAUUGGAUUUUUGGUAGCCGGAACACUCAUAAAUAUAUUAGGGGACAAAACUAUGCAAGUUCUUGCAGCCGCAAUAUGUGGUACAUGUGGUCUAGCUCUAUAUUGGUCAUCCUCCACUCUGACAACUCUUAUUAUUACAUCAUUGUAUAUGAGCAUGGCGAGUAUAGCAACCUCAUCAUCAGUAACAACAUCAGUCACCGUAUAUCCCACAACAUCAAGAACUAUCAUUGUAUCAUCGGCUAUGACUUGUGGUCGGAUUGGUACAAUAUUGGGAAAUCUUUUGUUUCCAAUGUUAAUGUCAUUGGGUUGCAUACCACCUAUUGUCAUGUUCGCCGCCGUGAUGUAUCUUACCAGCAUUUUGGCUUGCACAAUGCCUAAUAUAAAGAAAAUUGAUCUUAAGUAGCAUUAAGUUUAGUGUAGUUCCAAAAUUUUAAGUUAUUAAUAAAUUAGAGAAUUUUUAAUUUGAAUUAAA
Molecule: messenger RNA, 1294 nt
Organism: Stomoxys calcitrans (stable fly)
Lineage: Eukaryota; Metazoa; Arthropoda; Insecta; Diptera; Muscidae
Exons: 9
Coding region: 125-1225 (366 amino acids)
Biological process (GO): transmembrane transport
Cellular component (GO): membrane
Molecular function (GO): transmembrane transporter activity
Source: RefSeq, a predicted model, not a curated record